Molecule: messenger RNA, 1226 nt
Organism: Spirometra erinaceieuropaei
Lineage: Eukaryota; Metazoa; Platyhelminthes; Cestoda; Diphyllobothriidea; Diphyllobothriidae
Source: the annotation of a GenBank genome assembly
AGCCCCAACCGGCAGCCACGAAGAACUGCUCUCCUCUGAUGCAGUUCCACAGGCUGCAGUCCACGUAAGUGCUGCAUUCUUUGCAAUCCUGCGAGCACCUGCUCUUAAAACUAUUCUCAGUCAGUCAGUCGGUGUAUUUGAGGGAAAUAGGCUUACGCCUUUGAACUCCCUAUUUGCACAUAAAAAAUCGAUAAAUGAGCAAAAAUGUGAAGAAAUUACAGCAUUAAGUGAAUGCAAACAUUGAUUCACAUAUGACACUGGUCUCAUGGCUAAAAAGUCACAUAGUCCGCUUGUUGCUGCAACAUAUAUCUGUCAAGCCGACACUUGAAUGUCUCCACAGAUUGAGACAUGACAAUCGUCUCGGGCAGGUUAUUCCACGGUUCCACAACAGGGUUGGAGAAGAAAUAUUUUCUCACAUUCAGUCAACCUUGGGGCACACGUAGCUUGAAGGGAUGUCCCCGGAGGCUAGUUGUAGUAGCAAGUUGGAAAAAGUCAUCGCACCGAAGGGCGCAGUCCAAGCCACGCACGAUACGGAAAGUUUGUAUCAAGUCUCCGCGCAGCUGCCUAUAACUCAGAGGAUAGAGAUUAAGGUUAUUAAAUCGGAUCUCGAAUGGCAGCGCACUUUGACCUCUUAUUAGUUUUGUUGCUCGCCUCUGCACCCUUUCGAGCAGAUUGUAAUCCUAAUGCGGCCUUACAAACGUGCCGAAGAUUUUGGAGUAACAGUAUUCAUCGAAAACUUCAGAGGAGAUCACCCUUGUUAACUGGCAAACAGCAUCACCCAUCAAAGCAGUUGGACAUGUUUCAGUCACAAAACUGUCUACUCAAAAGGGAUGAUCUACUUGUUGCUGUGUGUGCGGAGAGGGAACUACAAAUGAAGUUCAUAGCAAAGAGCAUGCAAGACAGCCACUAAUUUUGACUAGGUGUAUUCACUAGAGGAGUUUCCAGCCGACGAUAAGGUCUCAUUGCGCCGGGAUCUUAAAUUCUCUUCAUACAAUGUUUGUAUUUAUAAGCGUGUUAGGUCUUGUGAACUUCUACUGGCACGAGUUAAAUGUGUGGCACUACUUCUCAACUUUGAUGGCGCUAAGUCUGUAAACCACAUUAUGCCGAGCCCAACGUUUUGACCCAGUGACCUAUUAACCAGUCCCUUUCUACUCACCCUGAGAUGCUCAUUCAGACGUCUAAUUUCUGAUGUUGUUAUUUUCUUUUAGGAGACUAUUGAGUCCUAG